CCUACUACUACCACCAAUCCUUGUCCAUCUUCCGCCUUCAUCCUGGUCCAACCAGUCCUUUUGUAAGCUUGUCAGUCGGUCUCAUCGAAAUUCCUUCUGUCGCAAACACCGUCGCCAAUCCGUCGCAAAAGGAUACACAACAGAUCCCCAGAACAUCACACAGCAUAUUCUUUCUGUUCCGAAAACAAGCCAACCCCAUUUCUCCCACUCGCGUCGAAAUCCCAGUUCGUUCCAAGCCCACGGCAGGCAGGGUAUAGUUUUGGCGUCCUGUUGUGACACCACACAUCCCGGAAGCAGCAGCAGCAGCGAUAGUACCAUAUACCAGGAAGGAAAAGGUACCUCGAGAGGUAUAUAUCUUGCCCACCAUGACCGACAACCACCAGCAGCAGCAGAAGCCGAUUUAUGUCGCCACCUAUGGCCGCGAUCCCAAGAUGGCUGCGGCUGUCAGUGAGAAACUUUUACCUGAUGUUGAAGUAGUCCACACCUCUCUCUCCCUAUCCACCGCCCUCCACGAGCUGCCCGCCCUCUUCUCAGGCGACACCUCCAUCGUACCCUCCUCUGGUCUAGGUUCCAACACCAACCGCCCGCCCUCGGAGCGACACAUUCCCACCGCUUUGCUCGUCGGCGGCAGCAGCUUGUCCGACGAAGAAUACGAGAACAUUGUCUCAGCCGUACGGGAAGCGAUCCCUGGAGCCGAAGGAAGCGGCACACCCGUGCAGUUCAUCCGGAUCGGAAAGCGAGAUGUCAUUGCGGCUGGGGCGUUUACGGGGCCGAAUCCGGAGACCAUUGCUAAAGUUUAUCGGAAGAGGCUUGCUGGGGCGAGGACUUAGGGGUUUCUUUGGGACGGGGGUCGGCGAUGGCGUGGAUGGGAGCGCCGCGGAGGACCAGGAGGAGGGGGAGGGUCGUGGUGGUACCGGUGGACGGUUUAGGGACGGUGAUUCUGUCGCAGGGAAUGAUAUCGGAAGGGAUACAAAGGGAGGAGGAGGAAAGGGAAAUGGGAAUGGGAAGGGGUUCUGGCAGAGGGACCGCUCUGCCGACAGUGGCAUUGGACUACCGGACGAUGACGACAGCUCGGAGAUCCCCCAAGUGACGAACGAUGAUUUCCUCGGCACCGCCAUCGCUACGGGCACUUCUACCUCUUUCGCCUUCGCCGGCUCCACUGGUUGGCGAUACAUCAGCCUCUCAGACGACGACCACCACAGUGAGGCCCCCCUUGCAAACCAAGACGAAGCCGUUAGCCUACUCCAAGGAAUGCGAUUCAGAGGCAAGAAAAAGAAAGGGAAGAAGGUUGUCAUGUUCGCCAGUGGCAUUCCAGAGGAGGAAGAGGAACAUGAAGAUGAUGAUGCCAAUGGGAAAAAGAAGGGUGUCAAAGGAAAAGGUGGCAAAUGUGAAGGCUGGUUUGAAACGCUCAUGGUCCAUGGGUUCGGAUCAAUCGCUCAUUUUUAUGUCCCCUGCGUUGAUUUCACAACUUUUGAUGAGAAUGGAAUGGUGAACAAAGAGGUAGUUGCGAUGCCGAGGCAGAGACAGGCGCAUAUUGUGGUUUUUGAUGAUGGGCUGGGGGGUAUAGCGCUUCGUGAUUUAUGAGGCAGUCAGUGUCAAAGUGAAUGAGGGCUUUUUGCGUUGUCGAUAGCAAUGAAAUCGUAUUUGAACCUUCCUCUACGACUGAAAU
Neurospora crassa OR74A is the source of this 1669-nucleotide messenger RNA. RefSeq lists its product as hypothetical. Bases 742 to 1584 code for a protein of 280 amino acids. The transcript has 3 exons. Lineage: Eukaryota; Fungi; Ascomycota; Sordariomycetes; Sordariales; Sordariaceae. The record is from RefSeq and is a predicted model, not a curated record.